Marmota monax (woodchuck) is the source of this 7586-nucleotide messenger RNA. RefSeq names its product src kinase-associated phosphoprotein 2. Gene Ontology annotation, cellular component: cytoplasm; plasma membrane. The coding region runs from base 4400 to 4948 and encodes 182 amino acids. The record is from RefSeq and is a predicted model, not a curated record. The transcript is spliced from 5 exons. Lineage: Eukaryota; Metazoa; Chordata; Mammalia; Rodentia; Sciuridae.
UUGUUUUGUUUUUCAUUUUGCAGAUAUAAUAGUGAAUUAUUUUUACUUAAAAAUUUUUAAGAAUAAUAAGAAAAAGAGGGUCAGUGACUUUGCAUCUUUGCGUCUUCUACCUAUUUUCUAGAAUUAGGAAAAUGACACCCAAGUUUAUGUGUGCAAUUGCAAAGUAGUGAACUAAUGAUAAGUUCUGAGCCAGUCAUAGCUCUGGAGACUGAGUCACAUCUAUAGACUGUUUUCCUAAAGCUCAGUACCCAAUAUACUCUUCAGCCAAAUUGCUGUAAAGAUACUGGCAUCAUCUGGAAGACAUUGGAGACAAAACAUUUUUAUUACCUUAUACAAGAUUAUGAUGCAUUGGGAUAUUGGCAUUAUGAAAUAGCACCUGAAAAUGUACUUCAAUUCUGAUGGCCACUUCUUUUUUUUAAAUUAAAAUUUUUUUGUGUUUGUGAUGGAUGGGGUCAUGACCACUUCUUAAGAAAAAUUAGGCAAUUAAACAACCAGGAGAGGUUACUCCAGGAGGAGCAGAGAGUAUUUCAGCUUGAAAUGAGAUUGUGUUUUAGGAAAAUUAAAGCCUAAUAUAAUGCGAUUUAAAUAAAGCAAUCAUUGAGUAGAUAGGUACAUUUUGAAAAAUGGGUCUGUUUACCAAAUUUAGGGUAUACUGCCUGACCAGGGAGUGUUAUGAAGUUCAUUACAUGGAUUUAGAAGAGAAGAAAGGAAGCACUAUGUCUCCCCCCAGAGGGUGGUCAAUUUAGGGACCCAGUAUCCCAAGUAUAAGGUGAAAAUGAAGAAUUAAAAAAGGUUUACAUAAACGUAUGGAUGUUUUGUUCAUGUGAAUUAUAGGAGCUUAUCUUAACUUUUUGUAAUUGAAGGAAAACAUUUACAUCAUGUAGUGACUCAAAAUAUUUGACUGAAUAGACCAAGAAGAUCGUGACUCAAAGUGAGAAGUCUCAUGAACAAAAAACAAUCCUUGUUAUAUCUCUUCCUUCCCUUUCAAUAUAAAAGAAAAGGAAUUUUUAGUUGCAUAAAAGUGGUGGAAAAAUUAUAUGACUUGAAAGCUUUAGGGUUCAUAUUGAAGAUUAUAUAAAUGCCAACUAAUAAGGAGAAAAGGUGAGGCUCAGAAACCUAGCAGAAAUUUUGUGUAAAGUCUAAAUUGAACAAUCAUAAAAGUGUGAACAUAUUAUUACAAUGAAGGCUGUAAUAUUAUGAUUUAUUAAUGAUAAAAGUAAAAUAAGGUUUCAUAUACUUUAGAAGUCUAGCAUAUAAAUUGGUCACUAAAGUUGCUUAUCAAAAAUUAAAAUUAGUGUAACUGAUGUGAUUCUGCAGUCUGUAUAUGGGGUAAAAAUGGGAGUUCAUAACCCACUUGAAUCAAAGUGUGAAAUAUGAUAUGUCAAGAACUAUGUAAUGUUUUGAACAACCAACAAUAAAAAAUUAAAAAAAAAUUAAAAUUAAAAUGGAUAAUAAAAUUAGAAAGGAAACUGAAUAAAAAGUUAAUUCAAGACCUAAGUAUUUAAAAUUUCUACUGAUUUCUUUCUCAUCUUUCAAGCAUUUUUUUUAAUUGCAGUGAUACAGGAUGGAUUUUAGAUCUCGUUGAAAGUAGCCAUAUCCAUGGACCACAUAGUCUUCAAAAGCAGUGAUCUCCUCCUCCAACUUUAUCAUUGUCAAGUACACUCUGGAUUUGAAGUUUUAAAUUUCCAUAUCCCACCAGAACUAGUUGAGAGGAGUCUAGAUAGAGCCUUCUGUUUGAAUGCUUCUGAUGUGUCCCUCUACUUUUGCUACAGCUGUCUCAUCCUCCUGAGGUUUCAUGUCGAGUAAAAGUUGCAGGUUGGAAGGAGACCCCUUUCUUGCUCAUUUGCCCAAGCAACUAAACAUGGGUGUUAGUUCUAAUGUCUGAUUUUUCAAGCUGCUUUAGAAAAGUGGAACUAUCAUAUAAGAAAUGUAAGUUCCUUUUAGAAAAAGAAAACUGGCCUUUCCUCAUUUCCUCAUGGUACUGAAAACUUGUGGCCCUUAACCAAGCCCAUGUAGUAAUUUUCUGUAGUAUAAAUAGACUGGUCUAGAGUAUGGGUUAAUGUUUUUCCUCCCUUAGUUAGAAUAUAAUUUAUUCAUUUCACCUUUACCUUAUCAAAGGAAAUCUUUUAAUUGCUUUGAAAAUAACUACAGUGCUUAUCUUGAUAGUUUCUAAGUCAUGCUUUUAUUGUCUUUCUGAUGAACAUUCUCUAGACAGCAUAGUAUUACAUUAGCAUCCAUUCAACUAAUAGUUGCAGUUUCACUAACGUCUUAGUGGUUAAUUAUAAUAAUGAAUUAAAUCUAGCACAUAUUGAAUGUCUACAGUAUGUUAAAGUACUAUGGUCUGGUUUAAAACUUAUUUUUAGGACAAGGGUAUGAAUUUUUGAUAGUGUUAAUAGAUCUAAUAGUACAAUUAUAAAUUCACUGGCAUGUUAUAUAAUUGGGCGUUUUCAGUUUCUUAUAGGAGCUAAUGUAAUUGUGCACGGCAAAUGUUUGGCAGUUCUUCAUAUUACCCGCUAGGUAGAUUUGUGCUAGUCUUAACUUCCUUUUCAUGAUGUAUUAUUAUUAUCAAUUAUUAUUAUCAAUACAAUGAUGUAUUAUUAUUAUCAAAAUCUAAUUUGUAGUAUUUUAAUACUUUGGAUCAAUCUGAGUCUUCUUAGCUGGUAAAAUACUAUUUUUCACUAUAACACUAUUUAUAGGUAUAGUGGAAUGAGUCUAAAUGAUGUGAGAAUUCAUUUUUUAAAAUCUUGUAGAAAAAAAUAAAAUCUUGUAGCAAAUUUCCAAUUUCUUGCAGCCAUCAGAAGGUAGUAAGUAUUUAUAUGUUUAUGGUGCUACACAACUCAAAUGGUUCUUCUGAGGAAUAAAUAUAAAAUAUUUAAAGGGAAUACUACUGAUGUACUUUUGAAAAAUUUCAUAUAGCUGUUAAGCAAAUUCUGAAUAUUGGACAAGUAGCAAUAAUGAUUUAGAAAAAUAAAUUUCAGUUAAAAAUGUCUUGCUUCCCUCCUCCCCAGGAAUGAAAGUAAAGAUUUUUGAAUUAGAAAUAUGAAUUUAGAAUCAGAAUAAGUAUUGCCUAUGAUAUGAAAUAUUAUUAUGAUUUAUCAGGUAGAAAUUUAAUUAACAUUUUUCUUAAAGCAAAACACUCAAGUUAUGUAUAUAUUCACCUGAGCAAAGUCUAACAUCCCUCUCUUUCUUCUCUUUCCCCAUUCUUUUCCCUUCUUUUUUUUAAACUUGAAAGCUAUGCUAAAAGUAAUAAUUUGAGUUUUCUUAAGAUUUGGAAAUUAUUUAUUCUGAAUGUAAAGAACAUUUAACUCCUCAGUGAUCUAAAUCAGACCACUAUCAUCACUAUCACUAUACUGUUUUGUACUUACUGAGUGAAAUUAAUCCAUCAGGGAACUGAAAUUAGUGAUUUAACUUUAAGGUUUAUUUCUUCAGGAAACGUGUCUAUAAUUUUAUACCUACAGUACCGUAAUUCCUGGGAUAUUUUUAAAAAACUGAUAAAAUUUUGUGAUGAAUUUACAUAUAAUCAGCUUCCUACCAAACACAUUUCUAUCAUAUGCUAUAUUAAAACUUAUUCUAUUGGAUGUAUUCCAUAGAAACUUUAAUUAAAUUGGUGGUUUUCAAUUGUUAGAAUUCUAGUAAAAUGCUGGGUAUAACUAUUAUAUUUCUAAUGAAGUUUAUAAAAAUGGUGGAUCCUUGUGAAACUAUUGAGUUACCUAUCACCCAUCACCAUAAAUACAAAUUUAUAAUUUGACUUAACUCUAGGUUUAAUCUUUAGAUUUCUUUAUAGGGAUCCAAUAUUUGUUUUUGAUUGUUCUGUCAGAUAAAUCUAGUUUUUAGACUCUUUUCCCUAGAAAAACCUAAAGAAUACUCAUUUACUUGAAUGUCUGUAAGAUUAUCUGCAAGUACAAUCAGGGAGAAAGAAUAUUUGUUAGGGACUCAGAGAAACAAAUUUUAGCAUUUAAUUUUGAGAAAAAAUAAUCUUAUGUUUACUUGGUAGGAAUAAGGAUAUUGCAAGUAACGGUCAAAAUGCAUUGAAAUUCUUGAAGAUUUAAUCUAUAGAAAUGUAAAGAAUUAUAUGAUUUUUUAAAAUUUCUGACCUUUCUUUCAGGGAUUUAUUGCAUUCAUCCAUUAAUAGUUUUUAAGUCCUGUCCUUAUAGAAAUAUAAAUAGAAAAAUAUCACCCUCUCAAGAUCAUUCAGUUGUAGAACAUUUCUGUAUUUGGGGACUAUAAUAUAUUAAGAUGUAGGAGGGAAGAACUUUUUUUUUUUUUGCUCUUGAGAUUUAUAGGAAAAGAGGGACUAGUCUAUGGAAUGGACCUGAAACAAGACUAAUGGGAAUUUAAACAAUUUCAAUAAUUAAAAGUACACUGAAUCUAAUGAGGUCUGACACUUGGUUUUUCUAAAAUGCAUUAUCCACCUCAAUUUUGUUUUUCUUCUCCACUUUCCACAGGAAACCAGUUUCCUCCAAUUGCAGCGCAGGACCUUCCUUUCAUCCUGAAGGCUGGCUACCUUGAAAAACGCAGAAAAGAUCACAGCUUUUUGGGAUUUGAAUGGCAGAAACGGUGGUGUGCUCUCAGCAAAACAGUGUUCUAUUAUUAUGGAAGUGAUAAAGACAAACAACAGAAAUGUGAAUUUGCAAUAGAUGGCUAUGAGGUCAGAAUGAAUAACACUCUUAGGAAGGAUGCAAAGAAAGAUUGUUGCUUUGAAAUCUCUGCUCCUGAUAAACGGAUGUAUCAGUUUACAGCAGCUUCUCCCAAAGAUGCUGAGGAAUGGGUGCAGCAGCUGAAAUUUGUAUUACAAGAUAUGGAAUCUGAUAUUAUUCCUGAGGACUAUGAUGAAAAAGGAGAAUUAUAUGAUGACGUUGAGCAUCCUCUACCAAUCAGCAACCCACCAACAAGUGGGCAGCCAGUAGACGAUGAAAUUUAUGAGGAACUUCCAGGUAUUAUCUGGUGAUUCAUUUAAGAUAUUUGGGCUCUUUUUGCACAUGCGUGCGUGUGUGUGUGUGUGUGUGUGUGUGUAAUUUGUCAUCAAGUUGACACUUGAGUAGAAAAUGGUGAGCUAUUAGGAACAAGGACAAAGAAAAUCUUCAAAACCCUAUUUUACAUAAAGGGUUCUGCUUGAGGUAUUUCAAGCGAGUGGAUGUUCGCUUACAAAAAGUGAAUGGAACAUUAAAAUGAAGCAGAUAUAGUCCUAAUCUCUUAGGACUUUUGGCUCAUUAGCAUUGUUUAUGCUACAUAAUUUUUUAAUUAAAAAAUUGACUUGCCUUACAGUUUUUUCCACCAACUCACACAUCAUUUUUUAUUUAUACAUCUUGGAACUUCCAUUAACCAGAAGUUCCAUGCACACCCCAUAUGUCAUCAACUUCUGUCUCCUCUUCCUCCUUGCUGUAGUGUGUCCCAUUGUUUUGGAGGAAUGCUGAUGAGCUAUAAACACAGGCCUUUUGAGGCUUGAAGUCUUCUUUACUGAUAUUUUUAGCAUCAAUAUGAAAUGAAAGGUUUCUUACUGUAAAUUCUCAGGCCUGGUGUAGUGUUCAGAUGCCUCAGUAUCUGUUGUGUGACACAGAAUGACCUACUGGCUAAUCCACUUACAAUUUUGAGAAUCAACCUAAAACAGAAAAGAUAGGCAUCUGAAAUUUAGGAUUAUUAGGAUAUAACAACAUUUGGGGAAUUUAUUAGCAUUAACCCUCUAAGUUGAAAUGCCUUUUUCUGACCAUUAAAAAGUCAGUAAUAGAGAAGAAAAAGGAAUCAUAAGCAAAAGGUGAGAUUUAACUAAUAUCUCAUGUAGAGAAGCUAUUUUUCUCUUGACUAGAACAAUUGAAUGACAUGAUAUACACCUUUUAAAUUGAUUUGAAAAUUACUGAAGAUGUUCUGAAUUAAUGUACAAGUGGCAUUGCAACAAAGUCAGUAAAAUCCUAAUAACAAGAUCAUGGACUUUAGAGUAAAAAAAAUUAAAUUCUGGGCUGUAUCAUUUAUUGGUUCAAUGAUCUUAUAAGUUAAUUUCUUCAUCUAUAAAAUGGGGAUAAUAUCAUUGGGAGGCGUAAGUGUAAUUUAGCACAGUGCUUGAAUAUUUCUAUAUUUGGUGGAGCUUUUCAUUAUAGCUCUCCCUUUCUGGUCAUGCUAAGGAAAUGACAUCUGCCAUGGCAUCAGUUACCUUAUGUAGCAAAGAAUAUUCUUUGGCUGUUUAUUUUUAGUCAGACCAUUUCAUUAAUAGUUAUUUUAGUCUUCAAAAUAUUUGAGAGAACUCAUGAGAUAGGUAAAACGGAAGAGUGUAGUACCUUUGAAAUGAUAUUAAUGCCAUAUGCAUUCCAUCCCUUUAAAGCCCUAUGGUCACUGUAUUAUAAUUAUUGAAUUAACUGUACAAUUCUAUGAUUCUUCAACUUGACUAUUGUCUCCCUACUACCUGAAGAAAAAAAAAAUCCAUCAAGAAUAAAGAUCAACUAUUCAUAGUUUUUUUUCCAUAAUAAAGACCCUAGGAAGAUCUCCUGUAAGUAGCUUGAAAUAUAAAACUAUGAAACAUCUUCUCUAACAACAGCUGUUGUUUCUCAUUCUUUUUUGGCCUAAGGUCACAUAAUUGUUGGAAAUAACUGGUUACUCUAAGUAGUGUUACUUCUUGCUGUGGUACUGGGGGAAAUUUAAGCUGCUCUGGGAUUUCUUUGCCCCUGGCUGGGAUCCCCAGUUGCUGUACAAAGUGAUUGAGCUUGAUAGAGUCUGCAACUGUGCCCCUGGGAAGGGAGCUCUUGGAGGCAGCUGUGGAAUGUCUGGUGCUUCUUUCUUCCCCAGUGUAACCCAGAGCCACUUCAACAUCUGCACAAUUCAGCGAGUUUGUCAAGUCUGAGCCAGCCGCUACAGAGGGGAUUUUUUGUAGGGAAGCCCCUAAAGUUAUUUCACAGUUAAGAGUUUUUGUUUAUUUAAGUAUCUACAACUAGGAAAGUAACUUUUUUUAAUUAAAAAAAAAAUUCUUUCUGGAUAAGAAUUGAAACUUACUGCUUUCAUUUCUGUGAAGUUUUAAUUUAAUUUUGAGGCGAAGGUGAUAAGAACUGUAAAAAUAGAAAAGCAUGGAGCCCAUGGACAAACUUUUGAUAUUUUUCCAGUUCUGUACAAAGAUCUAUGUAUCUGUGAAGUCUCACUGGUUCAGUUCCCAGAAUUAAAUACUACUACCAUUCCAACACAAUUUUCUGUCAAUUUCAUAUUAUUGAAAACUUAUCCUCUUAGUUGAAAGAGGAGGCCUAGAUGUAUUGGAAGAAAAAUCUAAGCAGUCAACAUGCUACUUUAAAUGAUAAAGCUCUUUUUCUGGGAAAGUCAAAUCUUACUUUAAUAAGUGUAUUUUUAAAAAAAUGAAGUAAACCUUCAGUGUUUAAGUCUCAAGAGUAAGAAGAAGAAAACAUUGUUUAAAAAAUUGUAUUGCAAAAUAUCCCUUGAAAAAUGUCUAUAAUUCCAUGGGAGUGUAAAUAGUUUCAUUGUAAUUGUUUUCCAGUUAGAAUAUUCUAACUUUAUUACAGCACCUUCACUUUAAUUUCUUGUUCAUUAAUUUUUAACUAACUUCAUAAAAGAAUAAAAAUAAAUUCUGGAUUUCUUUGUGCUUAGGGAAUUUA